AUGAUUAGAAAAAUUGGGGAAAAUAUUACUGCUCUUAAGGUGAAAAUAUUUCAUAAUGACAAAAAUAAUGGAAAUCCUGCAUAGAAUGAGCAAAAUUCAAUUCAAUAAAAUGAUAAUACAAUCAUUUUAAACCCUGAAAACUAAUCCAAUAAUGUUUAAGCAUCAAAUGAUAAUCAGAAAGAAAUAAAUUAAUCGUUUAAAUAAGAAAAUAUAAAACAAGGAGAUUAAAAAAAUGUUUAACCAAAAGAUAAUCUUGAUCAAUAAGCUAAUCAGGUAUAAGACUAAACAGUCAGCAAGAAUUUAAAAUUGAGUUUUUCAGAGUAAAUAUAAAAAAAGAUUGGAAUGGGAAACGAUGCUCUCAAAAAUGCAAUAAAAAAGGCUUCAGGAUAAAUAAAUGAAAUUAAAAAUACAGUCUCAAACGAGUACUCUGCUAUGGAUUAAAAAUAUAAAGAUAUUAUGAGAUAAUAAAAAGACAAAUUUAAUAUAUGGAUAAGAUUGAAAGUAGAAAAUGCAAUAUUAAAAAUUCUUGAAAAGUAGAAGCCUAAAGUAAAACGACUUGUUACAGAUCCUUAUAUGUUUAAGUCAAUUAAGUAAGUCAUUCAUGAUAUGGUUGAUGAGAUAUGGCCUAGUAUAGAGGAGUCAAUUAAAGAUGCUUUAAAACCAGAAGGAUAUGAAAGAAUGCCUAUCAAUAUUGUGGAGGAAAAGCCAAAGAUCAAUUGUUUAUUAUAUCCUUGGUAUUUACUUAAGAGUUGGUAUUUAUACACAACAACAGCAUAUAAUAGAACAAUAUGGCAAAAGAUUAGGAGAUUUUCAUGGUGGUUUAUACUGCUUAUAAAUCUUUUUCCACUUUAUGGUGCUUCAAGCUUUCUUUAUGGUUUUUACUUUCUCUUGAUCGAUAAAUAAGAUGAAUGGCAACUUCUUCUUUAUAUUGUUUCGUUUAAAAAAAUGUAAUUCUUUAGUGUGGGUGUAACUGGAUCUCUUCUUGGCUAUGCCUUGUUUUUCUUUUGUUCAACUGUAAACGACUAUAAUUCUGUUUCGGAUUACUAUAAAUGUAAAAACAAUGGCCCUGGUUCAAAAAUAAACAUCGUUAGUGAUAUAGUUGGAUUUUUGCUACAGAUAGUACUAUGCUGGAUUGCUUUUUUACUUCUGCCUUGCUCCAAACAAAAAGGACAAAUUCUCUAUGCUACUAUGAAAAAGAAUUUCUAAAAUAAAUAGCUUUUGGACAACAUUAGGAAGAGUGAAUUAGAUUUAUCAAAAAAUUAGUCAUAAAACUAAGCUGUCAUAGAUGAAUAAAAUUAGACUAAAAUAUACAACAUCAACUACAAUAACUCUUAAAUACAAAAUGAAGAGGAUGAAAAUUAAGAAACUGAUUUCUGUUGUUUAAAGCUAUCACAAAAAAAAGGAGGAAGAAUCAAAUUCUUUAUGAUUUAUGAUAUUUUUAUUUUUGCAAUUUGCUUAGCUUUAAUAAUACUUGCAUUAAUAUUUUAUGAUGACUCAGAAGAUUGGUAAAAAUAUCAAUUUGUUUACCUGAUGAAGACAGUAUAUGGAUUUUUUAACUUCCCAUGGCUUGUUUUUCUUUUCUCUCCAAUGAUGAAGCUUUUGACUAAAGCUAAAGAAACAGGAUAUGAUAGAUAUGGAGUUAUUCAGCUCAUGUACAUAAACAAAGCUGAAAAUAAGAAGAAGAGGUAAGAAGAGUUGCAAAAAGAAAAAUCAAAGAAGUUACCUAGUCAAUAGCAUUUGUAAGACAUAUAAAAAGGAGACAAUAAUUAGAGUAAUAUUUCUAAUAACAAUCAAAACGAUCUAGAAAAGUAAGGAUUGCUAAAAGAAGAACUGAAUAUAGAAGAACUUAUACAACAAUGA
Tetrahymena thermophila SB210 is the source of this 1860-nucleotide messenger RNA. Its product is annotated as transmembrane protein, putative. The record is from RefSeq and is a predicted model, not a curated record. Lineage: Eukaryota; Ciliophora; Oligohymenophorea; Hymenostomatida; Tetrahymenidae. The transcript is spliced from 7 exons.